Molecule: messenger RNA, 934 nt
Organism: Triticum aestivum (bread wheat)
Lineage: Eukaryota; Viridiplantae; Streptophyta; Magnoliopsida; Poales; Poaceae
Exons: 3
Coding region: 388-834 (148 amino acids)
Source: RefSeq, a predicted model, not a curated record
AACCGAUGAUGACAAGCCCCUGGAGGAUGAACCUCAGAAUGAGUUUACAUUUAAACAUUCGUUUAUAGUUUAAUGAGUUCUUUGGUGCUUCUUAUUAUUGCUUAAAUCUUUCCCGACCUUUGUUGAUUGUUUGUCUAUUGCUGAAAAUGCAACUUGGGCACCUGAGAACUUAUAUUUUGUUGUUUCCCAUGGUGCAUCAAAAUAUUUUCUACAUGUCUUUGAUUUCUGUUUGAUAACGAUGCAGGUGAUGAUGAUUUCAAGCACCUGUCACAGAAUGCAGAAGAUCAUGUGCCAGCCUUUGACGAACUUGAUGAAGAUGUUCUGACGGGACAGUUAUUCGCUGAGAAUCCCCAGGAGCUGGCUCAGUAUGCAGAGAAUCAUGUGCCAAUGUAUGAUGACCAUGAUUAUGGUCCUGAUCGGCUGCAGAGAAUUCAGUGUACUUUGGCUAACUCACAGCGAUAUGAAGCACAUGGUCUCGACAUGCUGGCACACGCCGCACUGUUGUUGACCCAGCUUCGGACUGCUGAAAGGUCUGACCAUGUCCGUGUCUCCGAGGCUCACCUCGAGGGGAUCACUCGGUGGGCCGAACAGAUGGGUGCGUAUGCAGAAGUUCUGGAUGAUUACUGUGACGAGGUGCACGAGUUUGCGUUAUACCUGAUUCGCUUUGAUUUGGAAGAUCCAGUGUUUGCAAGGCACCAGGAGUUGGAAACAGUGGCUGACCGGUUAAUAAGAGAGCAAAGAAACUUGAGAGCGCGGGUCAGGCGUGCACGGGAAAGAAUGCAGGUGUGGCAGGCAUGGUUUGAUGAGAGGGUGAGGCUUCUGCAUCUGAGAUAAUGUAGCGCGGGUCAAGCACGCAGGGGAAAGAAUGCAAGUCAACAGUGCCCAAGAUGUCAAAGCGCCGUCUGCCGAGGAUCAAGUGAAUGCGCAUGGGAAC